GCCGGCAGCCCGGAGCCAUGGCCCUGAGCGAGCUGGCGCUGCUGCGCUGGCUGCGGGACGGCCGCCACUCGCGCAGGCUGAUUCUCUUCAUCGUGUUCCUCGCGCUGCUGCUGGACAACAUGCUGCUCACGGUGGUGGGUACGUACCCCGCGCGUGCCAGCCGCGCGCUCCCCGGGGACCCCAACACCUUGUCCUCACCAUCUAGCCCAGCUCCCAGCGUCCCCUGUCCAGCCGCGGGGCCAGGCACAUCACAGCGUCUCGGGCCACCUGCCCUCCGCACCCCACUCACCCCGCUUUAUCUGAGCAGCUCUUUCUCCCCAAAAGUUGAAGAGCGCGCUGUGCUGGAAACAAAACAAAAGCCUAUCCCUGAGCACAGCCCGCCUUUCCCCUGCUCCUGGAGCCCCGCUUGCGGCUUCGUGUUCCCGGGGUCAGGUCACACCCGGCGGCGUCCGAUAAGCCUCAGAAGCUGUGUUUCCUCCUGAUAAUUGCCUGCUCCUCCUCGCCCACUGUCAGUGCGAUGGAAAAGAUUUCUGUCAAAGCGGAACAGUGCGCCGAGUUGCUGCCGCCCUUGGGACCGUUACUAGGCUGCUGCCAGGUAGGUUACCAGUCGGUGGGCGACGAAGGAGCAGGCAGCAACGUCUAAGAGUUUGAGCGGGCCCUCUGAGGGAAGCGGGGCCCAGCACAGCUCAACUGCGAAUGUCCUGCAAAGACAAGGUCAGACCAAAUGACUCAAAACCAAACCCCUUAGUCCCUCAAACAGAAGGGAUUCCACACACUCUUUUGAAAACCAAUUUUCAGGGAACAGACAUCUUUGUUUUCCCUUCAGACCCUCAGGUAGCGAGUCCGUCCCCAUUUGCACAGUCUGGGAGCAUCUUAGCGUCCUGCGCAGCUCAGGAGAGUCCGCUGUGGGGGGAGGGCAGCCAGGGUCCCCGACGGCCUUUGUCUUCAAUGCCCCGUGGUCCCCAUGUGUCCGGCCUUCUGUGAUAUCAAGCCGCUUUGCUUUUCCGUGGUAGACGUCUCAGUGGGUGACACGGGAACCCGCAGACUGCCUUCCCGGUGGCGUUGGCCUGCUGAGAAUGUCCAGUUUAUCACUGCUGCAAGGACUGUGUGUGUGUUUCCCAAAGUACAUCAUGAAAUUCAGAUGUCCACUGCCUUAUCCAUUUAGAAGUCAGCCAAGCCUCCCGACCCUAGUCCCCAUCAUCCCCAGCUACCUGUACAGCAUAAAGCAUGAGAAAAAUGCCACAGAGAGCCAGACCGUUGGGCCCACACUCACAGCCUCCACCUCGGGAAGUUUCUCUCACUAUGACAACUCAAUCCUAUUCACCGGGAACACCACUGGGGGCCUCCCAGGGGGGCAGCCACACAAGGCUACCCCCACACAGCACGUGGUGACCAACGCAUCCACCAUCCCUCCUGACUGUCCCAGCGAAGACAAAGACCUCCUGAACGAAAAUGUGCAGGUCGGGCUGCUGUUCGCCUCCAAAGCCACCGUCCAGCUCCUCACCAACCCAUUCAUAGGACUGCUGACCAACAGAAUCGGCUACCCGAUCCCCAUGUUCGCCGGGUUCUGCAUCAUGUUCAUCUCCACCGUCAUGUUUGCCUUCUCCAGCAGCUACGCUUUCCUGCUGCUUGCCAGGUCCCUGCAGGGAAUCGGCUCAUCCUGCUCCUCUGUGGCUGGGAUGGGCAUGCUGGCCAGCGUGUACACGGAUGACGAAGAGAGGGGCAACGCCAUGGGCAUUGCCUUGGGGGGCCUGGCCAUGGGAGUCCUGGUGGGCCCCCCCUUCGGGAGCGUGCUCUAUGAGUUCGUGGGGAAGACGGCUCCCUUCCUGGUGCUCGCUGCGCUGGUGCUCCUGGACGGAGCCAUUCAGCUCUUUGUGCUCCAGCCGUCCCGUGUGCAGCCAGAGAGUCAGAAGGGGACACCCCUGACCACCCUGCUGAAGGACCCCUACAUCCUCAUUGCCGCGGGCUCCAUCUGUUUCGCAAACAUGGGGAUCGCCAUGCUGGAGCCCGCCCUGCCCAUUUGGAUGAUGGGGACCAUGUGCUCGCGGAAGUGGCAGCUGGGCAUUGCGUUCUUGCCAGCGAGUAUCUCUUAUCUCAUUGGAACCAAUAUUUUUGGGAUACUUGCACACAAAAUGGGAAGGUGGCUUUGUGCUCUUCUGGGAAUGGUAAUUGUUGGAAUCAGCAUUUUAUGUAUUCCUUUUGCAAAAAAUAUCUAUGGACUCAUCGCUCCCAACUUUGGAGUUGGUUUUGCAAUUGGGAUGGUGGACUCCUCCAUGAUGCCUAUCAUGGGCUACCUGGUCGACCUGCGGCACGUGUCCGUCUACGGAAGCGUAUAUGCCAUUGCAGACGUGGCCUUUUGCAUGGGGUAUGCUAUCGGUCCCUCUGCUGGCGGUGCCAUUGCAAAAGCAAUUGGCUUUCCUUGGCUCAUGACAAUUAUCGGGAUAAUUGACAUUGCUUUUGCCCCACUCUGCUUUUUUCUUCGAAGUCCACCUGCUAAGGAAGAAAAGAUGGCUAUCCUCAUGGACCACAACUGCCCCAUUAAAACAAAAAUGUACACUCAGAAUAAUGUCCAGUCAUAUCCCAUCGGUGAUGAUGAAGAAUCCGAAAGUGACUGAGACCCUCUAAACCCGCCAAAUGCUUAACUGUGUAGAAGUGUUUCCAAUGAGAUGACUCAUGCAGACUGUCUUAGUCACACCAUCCAUUCCUGGCAAAGAGUAAGAGAACCAAAGGUGAUACUUUCUUUCCAUGGUUAUGAUUGACUGCUAACAGCCUUAUAAAGAAAAAGCAGCUUUUCUAGGGGUUUGUAUAAAUAGUGUUGAAAACUUUAUUUUACGUAUUUGGUUUUAUUAAAUAUUAUACAAUAUAUUUUGACGAAAUAGGUAUACUGUAAAUGUAUAAAUAUUUGAACCCAAAUCAAAUAUAAUUUUUUAACUUACAUUCAUGAACACUUGGACAAAAAAAUCUUCUAUUUUUUUCUGAAUACUGGUAAUGAGUGUGUAAAGCACACAUUAUCUGAGGCUCCAACAAGAAACUAGAGUCUGGGAAGCAGUCACUAAGACAGGGUGUUACAUGUAACACGGAUGGUGUUGUGACGUGUAGCUAGAGUCGAUGGAUUUGUGUUGAAAGCUAGUCACCUCCACCGCAGAGGACAAGAAACUUUAUCAGCCAUCUUUCAGACCUACUCACCAACCUUUGCCAGAAUUAGCUUUCAUUAUAACCACCAACCUGGAAAGGGAUGGUUGUAAAUUUAGUUUUCUGUCCUAUCAUUGGCAGCAAUCAUGAAGGCCAAGCAGGCUCUGUAAAAAGUGAACGCUCUGAAAGAGGAAAGAACCCAUGUGCUGCACUUUAUACACUGUCAAGGUUAAGCAUGAUAUAGCUUUAUCAAACCUAGUUUACGUUUUGGACAAGGAAAACAAGAAAAAUCUGAUUACAUCUUGCACCUGCUUGCAGGUCAUCCAAGUGUUUUUCUAGCAAUUUGUUAAUUUUGAGUUGCAGUUAUUUUUUAAACUCCUAAAAGUUGUUCAUAUCAAUGUAGAAAUGGCUCUUACACAAAGAUGAAGGAAUGAAAUUGUUUGAGUCUGACAUGAUUGUGCUAAGGGAGAAAACAGGGCGGUCAGGGCCCCUUUCCUUUCUGAAGCAGAAGAAAACCAUCAGCAAAUGUGUGUCAGUAGAUCAUCGUGUGUGCUGGGUAGAAUAACUUUUCUAGGCACGGCAACACUGCUCUGUUCUCAGUGUGCCAGCUAAUACUGUUAGUGAAUGCUUUAACUGCUCUGUAUGAGAUUGCAAUCUUCUGGAAUGCGUUAAUUCUGCAGUUCUGUAAUUAUAAAAAUAUACCUGUCAGUUCUGUUAA
This is a messenger RNA of Meriones unguiculatus (Mongolian gerbil), 3850 nucleotides long. RefSeq names its product solute carrier family 18 member A2 (gene Slc18a2). Bases 1077 to 2615 code for a protein of 512 amino acids. Gene Ontology annotation, biological process: transmembrane transport; aminergic neurotransmitter loading into synaptic vesicle. Gene Ontology annotation, cellular component: synaptic vesicle membrane; terminal bouton. The transcript is spliced from 16 exons. Gene Ontology annotation, molecular function: serotonin:sodium:chloride symporter activity. NCBI's taxonomy places the organism in Eukaryota, Metazoa, Chordata, Mammalia, Rodentia, Muridae. The record is from RefSeq and is a predicted model, not a curated record.